Molecule: messenger RNA, 1366 nt
Organism: Pseudonaja textilis
Lineage: Eukaryota; Metazoa; Chordata; Lepidosauria; Squamata; Elapidae
Gene: PLAUR
Product: plasminogen activator, urokinase receptor
Cellular component (GO): plasma membrane
Source: RefSeq, a predicted model, not a curated record
AGGAACCGCAGAAUCUAAGGGUUUUUUUUCCUCCCCCUCCGGCUGAAAGAAUUGCUCCAGGAUCCACUCGCUUUGCGGAUUACCAGCUCGCUCCUACGCCGCCGCCCCGGAUCCUGUUCAGCAUCCUGAAUCCAUGAAGUGCUUUUGGACCGCCGUUUUGUUCUCCUUGGUGGCGACAGACGUUGUUGCCCUUCAAUGCUACUCCUGUAACGGGAACAGCGACUGCUGGGAUACAGAAACAUGUAAAGACCACCAGCAGACGUGCAAAACCACCGUUAUGACCAUAAUAAGUCGACCCAAGAUCUCCACCUACUUCCUCAAGGGCUGUGACAUCAGUGGAAAGACUAAUAAUUCCAUCUCACACCUUCUGGGCCAUCGGCUGGUGUUUUUGGCAGAGGAAUUUUGUGAAACUGACCUGUGCAACAGUGAUGUACCCAAGGAAAUACCCAGAGUGACGGAUAUGAUCCGUGUCCGAGGCCAUAACGAAAACCUCCAGAAUUGCUACUCUUGUACAGCUGCUGAUAACACUUGUAACAACUCCAGUCUCAAACUGAUGCGUUGUUUCUGGCCUCAGGACAAGUGCAUAGAUAUUACCUCCUUGACGGAUCCAGAAGAAUUUCCCAAGGAUCAAGAACGUAUCAAGGGCUGUGGCCAGCUUUCCCACUGCCAGGAUAACCUGGGCUUCCAAAACCACAAGAGUUUCUACAUGGUGAAGUGUUGUAACUCCAGCUGGUGUAACAAUGAUGUGCAAGAUUAUAAGUGGGCUUCCUUGCCCUUGAAUGGCCUUACAUGCCACAGCUGCGAAGGAGACACUACUCAAGGUUGUGCCCCGAAUAAUAUCACAACGGUACAAUGCCGAGGGCCCAUGACCAAAUGCUUGGAAGCCUCAGGAAUCCACGGCAUCUCUGGGAACUAUUCAGUGGUCAAAGGUUGUGCAUCCCCUUCCUGGUGCGACAGUCCGUACACCUCCAUCUACAAGAACCUAGGCAGCGUAGAAACCCACUGUUGUACUGGUGAUCAGUGCAACCGCUUGAUCAUUGAUGGACAGCUAAAACCAUCUCCAAGGAGCCAAGCCAGCCACUUCACCUUGGCCCAUCACACUAUUAUGUCAACGAGUCUCCUGCUUUUUAUAGUUUUUCUCCUUUCUUGAGGAAGCUCCUGUUCUCCAAGAGGAAGACGGACACUUACUCCAGAUCUGGACCAAGUAGGACUUAGAACUAGGACUUUUUCAAUAUUUAAUACAGCUGGGAGCAAACGGGGCUCCAUCUGAGAGCCCCUAUUUAUGCAGGAUGUACACCUCACACCAUUAAAGAGACCAUCACCAUCACCACCCUACAAAACCAGGGGUGAAGAGACCAUUCUUGGA